AUGGCCUGGAAGAUUCACCGGUUCUGGACCGCCAAGGUUGUUGUACGGUGUAAGCAUGGAAACAAAGCCAUGUGGGACCAAGUCAACAAAAUCAGAGGCUCUGACAAAUCAUUCAACACGUCAACUUCACAGCAAAUUGAUGCCAACACACUCAACACCCACUUUGCUUUCAUGUCAACCGACCCGUCCUACAAGACUCCACCAACAAAAGCAACAACAAUCAAUAGUCAUCAACAUCAACAAUUUACCCCAUACUCCGUCCUGCACAUGCUAACGAAAGCCUGUCCAUCCGGUACAGGCUUUCAAACAUUUCACGCACUUAAAACACUCCUCUCACAUGGUUUCAGAGGCAUCAAAUUAUUCGACAUCACUAAAUCACUCAUAAUCUCACGCACCAAAUAUGCAGCUCCCUCCUGGACUGGUUUUGUUACACAACAACAACUUCCGCAACUACAAUCUCUCAUCAAAAAACUAAUCCGCUUCAACUAUCUACCUGCAUCAUAUCCUACUGUAACUCAGAUAUUCGACAGACUCGAUUCAAGGCUGUUGAAGAAAGUAGAAAAUAACAACAACCACGUCAUCCAUCCUCUACUACCACCAAUCAAAACUACUACACGCAACCUUCGUCAGCGCAAGCGUAACUAUCAAGUCGCCUCUCAGUCAGCCUAUAAGGAAAAGACCUUCAUCACAAGACACCUCAAACAUAUUUGCACUCAAUAA
Messenger RNA from Helobdella robusta, 720 nucleotides. RefSeq lists its product as hypothetical. The record is from RefSeq and is a predicted model, not a curated record. The transcript is spliced from 3 exons. Lineage: Eukaryota; Metazoa; Annelida; Clitellata; Rhynchobdellida; Glossiphoniidae. Bases 1 to 720 code for a protein of 239 amino acids.